This is a messenger RNA of Alligator mississippiensis (American alligator), 5700 nucleotides long. It is a transcript of the gene RBM19, whose product is annotated as RNA binding motif protein 19. NCBI's taxonomy places the organism in Eukaryota, Metazoa, Chordata, Crocodylia, Alligatoridae. The record is from RefSeq and is a predicted model, not a curated record. The transcript has 25 exons. Bases 142 to 2976 code for a protein of 944 amino acids. Gene Ontology annotation, molecular function: RNA binding.
GGCAUAGCAACACUUUUGCGCAUGCGCAUUUACAAGUGGAUCACGUGACUCCCCGCGAGCAAGAUGGCGGCGCCCAGGGAUCGGCGUGCUCGCUGAGCGGGGCUGCGAGCAGCGCUCCCGCGCCCCACACCCUCCGCCGGCAUGUCGCGGCUUAUCGUCAAAAACCUGCCGAAUGGGAUGAAGGAAGAUCGCUUCCGGAAGCUGUUUGCUGCCUUUGGUACGCUGACCGACUGCUGCCUGAAGUUCACGAAGGACGGCAAGUUCCGCAAGUUUGGCUUCGUUGGCUUUAAGUCUGAGGAUGAAGCCAAAACCGCGCUGAACCAUUUCAACAAGAGUUUCAUAGACACGUCCAGGAUCACAGUAGAGGUCUGUAAAUCUUUUGGAGACCCAUCAAAACCCAAACCUUGGAGCAAACACUCACAAAAGCCAGCCAACAAACCUGCUGCAAAUCCAGAUCUCACAAAUACAAAGAAGGACAAAAAGGUGAAAAAUGUGACCGGAAACUUAAAAGAGCUGGAAGGAAAUGAAGAGUUCAAAGAGUUUUUGAUGGUUCACCAGAAACGGUCACAAGUAGCCACUUGGGCCAAUGACACAUUGGCAGAGGAACCCAAGGCAAGAAAAUUGAAGCCAGUAACUGAUUAUCUGAACUUCGACUCAUCCGAGUCAAGUGACCUGAGUGAAGAGAGUGGGGAUGAAUUUCAAGAGGAAGAAGAUAAAGGCAACAAAACUAAGGGAAACCCCACAGAAAAGGUGGCUGUCACGAAAGGGCUUUCUGAUAUGGAUUACUUGAAAUCGAAGGUGGUGAAGGAUACUUCCUUGGAUGAAGAGAGUGAGGAGGAAGAGGAGGACAGUGAACAGCAUGAGGAAAGUAGUGAGGAAGAGGAGAAGCCUAGCAACAUGGAAGCUAUAGACGUCCAGAUGAAAAAGGGAGCUAUGCUGGAAGAAGAGAUCAAAGAGCGAGGGAAAUCAAAGGAAGAGGAGAAAAAGAAAGGCACUAAAUCAGAGCUGAAGAAUUGGGCUGAUUCGACUGAAGCGACCAUGCUAUACACUGUGAAGCUGCGUGGUGCCCCUUUCAACGUCACCGAGCAAAAUGUUAGAGAAUUUUUGCUGCCACUUAAACCUGUGGCAAUACGGAUAGCAAGAAACAAGCAUGGAAAUAAGACAGGUUAUGUCUUUGUUGACUUCACCAGUGAGGAAGAAGUACAGAAGGCCUUGAAACAGAACAAAGAAUACAUGGGUGGGCGCUAUAUUGAGGUGUCCAGGGAGGAGCGGGUACCAAAGAUGAAAUUUGCACAGAAGGAACAGCAACCCUGGCAGAGAAGAAAGAAGGAUGAUGAGGAAGAAGAGGACCUGUCUGAGUCUGGGCGGCUUUUUGUGAGGAACCUUCCCUACUCUGCAACUGAGGAGGACUUGGAGAAACUAUUUUCCAAAUAUGGUCCUCUGUCAGAGAUUCACUUCCCUAUAGACAGCCUGACCAAGAAACCCAAGGGAUUUGCCUUCAUCACAUACAUGAUCCCUGAGCAUGCAGUGAAGGCCUUUGCAGAAGUGGAUGGGCGGGUGUUCCAGGGCAGAAUGCUGCAUGUGUUACCAUCUACCCUAAAGAAAGAAGCGGAGAACACAAAUGCUGCAGGAUCCUCUUCAUACAAGAAGCAGAAAGACUCCAAGGACAAAGCAAACAGUGGCAGCUCUCAUAACUGGAACACGCUGUUCGUGGGGACAAACGCUGUGGCAGAUGCAAUUGCGCAAAAGUACCAUACCACCAAGAGCCAAGUGCUUGAUCACGAAGGCAGAGGUAGUGUGGCUGUGAGGGUUGCCCUGGGGGAAACGCAGCUGGUUCAGGAAGUCCGCCAGUUCCUGAUCGAUAAUGGAGUCAGCCUGGAUUCCUUCAGUCAGGCAUCUGGGGAGCGGAGUAAAACCGUGAUCCUAGCAAAGAACCUUCCUGCUGGUACUUGUGUGACCGAGCUGGAGGAGGUGUUUGGUCGACAUGGCAGCCUUGGACGGGUGCUGCUCCCGGAAGGGGGAAUCACAGCCAUUGUGGAAUUCCUGGAGCCCACAGAGGCCAAGCGAGCUUUCACCAAGCUGGCCUAUUCCAAGUUCCAGCAUGUCCCUCUGUAUCUGGAGUGGGCCCCUAUGGACAUCUUUUCCUGCCCACCCCCUGAGAAGAAACAGCCUGAGACACCAGAAGAGGCAGAAAGAGCAAGGCUAGGAGCUGGAGCUGAGGGAAUGAAAGAGGACUUGGAAGAACUAACAGUAGAAGAGGAAGAUGAGGAAGAAGAAAGUGUUGCAGGAUGUACCCUGUUCAUCAAAAACCUCAGUUUUGCCACCACUGAGGAAACACUGAGGGAGACAUUUUCCAAAGUGGGAGCUGUGAAGAGCUGCACGAUCUCAAAGAAGACAGACAAAGCAGGCACUUUACUUUCCAUGGGCUUUGGAUUUGUGGAGUACAAGAAACCAGAAAAUGCUCAGAAAGCACUCAAGCAGCUCCAGGGUUGCAUGGUGGACGGCCAUCAGCUGGAAGUGAAAAUCUCUGAGAGGGCCAUCAAGUCUACUGUGACUUCGUCCCGUAAAAAACAAAUACUCAAGAAGCAAAAGAGCUCCAAGAUCUUAGUCCGAAAUAUCCCAUUCCAGGCUACAGUGAGGGAAGUCAGAGAGCUUUUCAGCACCUUUGGGGAGCUGAAGACUGUCCGACUGCCAAAGAAAAUGGCUGGAACGGGAUCACAUCGUGGGUUUGGAUUUGUAGAUUUCCUCACCAAACAGGAUGCCAAGAAAGCCUUCAAUGCCCUGUGCCACAGCACCCACUUGUAUGGCAGGAGGCUGGUCCUGGAAUGGGCUGACACGGAGGAAACAGUGGAGGCCCUGAGACGGAAAACUGCUGAACAUUUUCACGGUUCCUCAAAGAAGAAAAAGCAAUCCGUGAUUUUGGAUGAAAUCUUGCAGCAGAUAGAAGAGGAAUAUGAUGACGAUGGAGACCAUUAGCAGGCUCUUCUGCUGCUACACAGUGCCCCAAAGGGCUGCUGUAUGUGACGGAAGCAUGCACAGCAUUGGGGCUCUUGUGAUAAAAGAGAAGGUGGCUACGUGACUGCAGGAAUAAUCCAAGCUGGGUUAAAUAACCGCCUGCCUCACACAGUGCAUCUGGAAUAAGUACAGGGCCUUGAAAUACUGCAUGUCCCUUUGGAACAGCUUUAAUUUAAGGAUGCCUCCAGAUACAGCUGUUGUUAACACCUUCCUCUUGAGAAGGCAGCAAGAGACAAGGCAUAGAGGAGGGGAAGAAGCAACACAAGGGGAAAGGACAGCUGGCAUUGACUAGAGCCAAGAGCAGUAUAGCCAGCCUCUGAGCAAGUAUCUACAUUUGGCACUCCCCGAGCAGCUCUCUCCCUGAUCAGCAGCAGUCUGCCACUCUGGUCCUUUGCCGCUGGCCAGAGCAGUGUCUGCCAUUAUACCUUUUUCAGGUAGCCUGCAACCCUCUGCUCUUUCAGCUGCACUGAACUACACUGGUGAUCUUGUAAUGUGGCCAGACAUUUACUUCUAGUUUGAGACUAGCAAACUGUUGCUUUUACCUGACAUGUAAGCCGAAGAUGUAGGCGCAGGUGUGCACCAGAGAAAGAUGAGUACACUCGCAUAGAUUGCAGUUUAGUGUAGAGAUCUUUGAGCUACCUUGAGGCUUGAAAGGGCGUCUAAGCUCUGGGCUGCUUCUGGUGCCUGAGCUAGCUUGGGUAUUUAUAUGCUACAUGCAGUGUAGACACGCACAACCAUGCUCAGCCCAUGAGCAUAACUUCUUAUAUUCAAAGCAGUGUGUAGACAUAAUGCAUCCUUUAAAGGCUGAUGGGUACUGGUCUCAGUUUACAGGUGGGUAAACUGAGGCACAGGGCUGUUAAAACAGCCGUGUCCGAGAUGAGACCAUGUGCUAGUAGCAGAGAUGGAAUUAAAUUAUGUUUAAACUCUCAUGGACACUUGGUUCCCCGGGGACGAGUAGCAGUGACGCACCUUGUGCCACUGCUUUUUGUCCCUGGGUAAUACCUCUGCCGCGUGCUCUUGGGCAUACGGCAGGUACCCCAGGUAGGUUAGGGGAGGCUGGGGCCAUCAUUGGGCUGGCCGCAGCAGCCUUACCUGGGGUCCUGAGGGCCUCCCGGGGCUGCAGCAAUGGUGAUUCUGCCACACAGAGCCUUGCCAGCAGCUGGAGUGUGGCUCCAGGUGGCCUGGCUCUGCUUCUGAGUGGCAUACGCUUCCUGUGUGUGUGCUGCUCUGGGAUUGUUUUUUCCAAAAAUUUUUUUGACCCCCUGAAUAUCCAGGGGGUCAUAAAAACCCACAGAAAAAAAUGGAGCAGUGCAUGCACAGGCAGUGUGCCCUUGCAGUGCAGAGAACACUUGAAUGUGUGGUAUGUGGCACUGCAAACAUGUUUGCGGCACCACAUACUGCACGGCCACAUUCAUCUGGACACAGCCCCUGUGUCAAGAUUUACCUUUUUGCUCUGUUUACAAAGUACCUGUGGCAUUACCAUAUUUCAAAUGAUAAAUAGCAUGGCUUUCCUUUUUCCUGUUCUGUGCAAUAGUUGAUGCUGCUUUUACCUACUAUGCCAUUGGGCAGGGAAAAAACAAAUGGAAAGACCAGUCUCAACAUAGCUGUGAGGUCAUCAAGAGUAUUAUGAUUUCACAGCAUGAAAUUGAGAAGACAGGCUAGGGAGAGAUGCAUCUUUUGAUGGGAAGGUUUCCAAUUGGCUUGUGCUAAUGGAAUUUGCAUAUUUGGAACUGAGAACUGCAAGGGCGGGGAGGGAGUGGAAAUUAUGUAAAAGAGAAGUUAAGUUUCUGGAUAAAAUCUCUAAGGUUCCUUUGAAAUGAUUUUCCAAAAGUUGUUUAUAAAAUGGUUGAAGAUUGGACCAAAAGGCAGAUUCACUUCCUAGAGGUAAAGACAACAAGUAGCUGAUAUCCAUUUUACUGUUGACAGCCGGCAGUAGGGUCUGGGAUGGGAGGGGAUCCGACUCUAGUCCCUUUAAGGCACAUGUGUCACACAGAAGACAAUUUAAGCGAGGCUUUGCGGGGCUGUGGGUUUGAAUUUUUUUUGCAUUGUCUUUUGUGGUGGGGCAGAUUUCUUGCUGAGCUUCUCUGUGCUCUGCAGCAGCAACGAAAAGGAUUAGCACAAGCAGAGCAUGUAGGCUUUAGAGAACAGAGCAGAGUUUGGUUUCAACAUCUAAUUCAAUUUGUUCUGCCGAGAUUGAAAUAUGAAAUGGUUGCCAGUCAAACGUUCAAAGGGGAGGGGGAAGGGAGAAGGGAGCCUUCUCAAAUUUAAAUUUUAAUGAAAAUUAAUUUAACCCUUUGAUAUGUUUUAAAACAUGUUAUUCCCUGUCUGGGAGCAGGCUGGAAAACAUUUGUGUGGGUUUUUCCUCUUCUAACAUAAUGAAGAUUUUCUUUUCCCUUAAUGAUAUUUAUCUUGUUCAGCAGUUUGAUAUUGGCUAAUUUUUCAGACAAUUUAGUUUCAAAGAAAUCUAUUUGAUGUUGCUUAGGCCUUUUGCAUGUUUGUAUGUAUGUAUAUAUAAUUAUGAAGGUGCUGAUCACAGCUCCAUAGUAUAAUUUAAGUUAAUUUCUACUCUUAAAGCAAGAACUCAUAGCUAGUUUUUUUAUGUAUGAAGAACUCUGUACCCAGCCUCAAAUCAACACUUACUUCAAAUUAGUUUUCUGAGAAUGGACAAGUAUAUUCGUUGAUUUA